Petromyzon marinus (sea lamprey) is the source of this 1588-nucleotide messenger RNA. RefSeq lists its product as uncharacterized. Gene Ontology annotation, molecular function: protein binding. The record is from RefSeq and is a predicted model, not a curated record. Lineage: Eukaryota; Metazoa; Chordata; Hyperoartia; Petromyzontiformes; Petromyzontidae. Gene Ontology annotation, cellular component: plasma membrane.
AUGGCGCUGCUGGCGCUGCUGGCGCUGGGUCUGUGUGCAGCAGCAGCAGCAGCAGCAGCGGCGGCGGCGGCGGGGGCGGCGGAGUGUCCGUCCGCGUGCCAGUGCUCGCCGCGCGCCAACCGGCCGGGCCUGCAGGUCGAGUGCAAGACGCGGGGGCUCACCGCGGUGCCGGCGGCGCUGCCACGAGCCACCGAAGUGCUCAACAUGGGCCAGAACAAGAUCGGGCGCCUGGGCGCGGGGACGCUGAGGAAGAUUCCGAACCUCCGCAGCCUCAACCUGGAGCACAACCGGCUGAGAGAGCUGCACCCGGACGCCUUCGCCGGGACCACGAAACUCGUGACCCUCAACUUCUACGACAACCAGCUGGGGGAGCUGCCCGCCGGCGUCUUCCGGAACCUCGUCUCGUUGCGCUACCUCCUCAUCGGCAAGAAUCAGGUCCUCUCGCUGCAGCCCGAUGCCCUCCGCGGCCUGGGCAACCUCACCGACCUGGACAUGCCGCUGAACAACGUGUCGCGCCUGCCGGCGCUGCUCUUCCGGCACGCGCCGCGCCUGCGCGUGCUGGACCUGGCGUACAACCGCGUCACGCGCGCCUCCCCGCUCGCGCUGCGUGGCCUGCGCCGGCUGGAGCUGCUCAACCUGGGCGGGAACCGUCUGAGCGCAGUGCCGCCCGGCCUCUUCACGGGCCUGCGCCGGCUCGACAUGCUGGUGCUCGACAACAACCGGCUCGCGGGCGUGGGCGGGCAAGCGCUGCGUGGCCUGGCCGUUCUCACGCAGCUCUACCUCAGUAACAACCGCCUGCGGCACGUGGCGCCGGCCGCGUUCCGCCACACGCCGAGACUCACACAGCUGGCGCUGAGCGGGAACUGCCUCGCCACGCUGGAUGCCGGCGCGUUGGCGCGACUGUCCGGGCUGCAGCAAGUCUUCCUGCACGACAACCCGUGGCGCUGCGACUGCUCCGCAACGCCGCUGCUGGGCUGGCUGCUGAACUCGCGCGUGCGCCUCUUCCCCAACUCGUCGCUCGUGUGCGCCGCACCGCCCGGCGUUCGGGGCCAGAGCCUCCACGCACUGUCACCGUCGGCGCUGGGAUGCGAGCGCAGCCGCUCGGCCCCACGCGCCCGCCUGCCCGCGCGCCGCGGCUAAAAUCCGCUGAGCAGCACGGCUCGAGCCCCCGUGGCAGAGGACCAUCUGAUACGUAGUGGAGUUCUAUAGCGCAGGGCUGGGGAAGCUUUCACACCCUGCGGGCCGAAUAGGACUUCCAAAUACCUUUGGCGGGCCACGCAUCGGCACACAGGGUCGCGUUAUCCAAUAAUGUCAACGGGAACGCGCAUGUUCACCGAGUGUAGGGGGGCCCUUGCAGUGGCAGAAGUGACUUAGCACAGCGCUGAAACGAUACACGCAGCGUUGUUGCCAGGUCAUAAAUAUUCCCCUCUAGUACCCGAUUAGUGCUACUAGGCUGCGUGCAGUGAUGGAUAAAUAUCGUUUGCAGACUGUUUUGAAGUGGCAAGCCUCAUGUGUCCACGGUCACAUGAAAUGAUUUCACGAGCCACCCCUUAGCAUAUAUAUGCGACACAACAUCAAGAUAUAGUAC